AAAGCUCUGUAAUUCUCUUAAUACGCUCCCAGCACUUGUGUAUCAGCCAAUGUGGCAGCAGAACUGCGAGUAGGAGCAGCUUUGUCUUUGUGCAGCACCGACAGAGACACAGAGAGAGUCAGGGGCACUGGUCCGUAGCCUGGACAAGCAUUGCUGGGAGAUCUCGUUGUACAGUUGAGUAGAAGCCGGGGGCAAGCUUUGGAUACGGAAACUUUGCUGCCAUCAUUCCUCUUCAAUAUCCUUUCAAGCCUGCUUGUGCUGCCCACUCAUUUAAACGCACAGGAUUAAACCAGCACAAAUAAGGCUAAAAGGAACAGAUGGACUGAAAGAUAAAGUGACGUUUCCACUAAUACUGGGAGGUCUCUGGGAAGAGGGUGAGGGCGGGGGUUCGCCUGUCUCGGGGUCGGCGAGGAAUAAAAACAUGGGAGUUGCGAGGAGCGGGCGCUGUCCACUUCUCUGCUGGUGCUGAACUCCGCCGCGGCUCUAGGGAGAGAGGAGGGAGCGGUGCGGGGCGUUUAUUCUGGUUCAAGCGGUACAACUGACCGACACGAUCCAUUGGAGUUAACACAAACCCCGGGCUGUUUGGGAAAAAAAUCUUUUAUCACUUGUCCGUGGGAAUUUUAUAUCGCUAUUUUGCAUUUUAUCCUGGAUUAAUUUGGUGACCGCUUGAUAAACACUUUGGAUAUAACCACAAGACUUUUUAUUAUUGGUGAGGGCAUUUUGUGAUAGAUAAAGAUGCUGAGUUGGCAGUCUGCAGCUUUGUGCAUGGGUUGUUUUUUUCUUUUAACUGAAGGAAGACCAGCAAAAGAAGAAUAUUCUCUUAAACCAUUUCCACCAUUUAUGAGACUACGACACAAGCAAGACAGAUAUCACGAGAGCACAAGAAACAAAGGGUUCUUUGGCCAUGAAGAAAGACAUUUUGGAACUUGUGAAAAUAGAUACUGCGGACUUGGGAGGCACUGUAUGCUUAACAGAGAGACUGGACUCGCGGAGUGCACAUGUAUGGAACACUGCAAGCCUCAUUUCAAGCCCGUUUGUGGUUCUGAUGGAGAAUUUUAUCAAAAUCACUGCGAAGUACAUCGAGCAGCUUGCCUAAAAAGACAAAAGAUCUUCAUGGUUCACAAUGAAGACUGCUUUUUUAAAGGUGACAGAUGCAAAGCAACAGAAUACAGCAAGAUGAAGAAUACAUUACUGGAUAUACAGAACCAGAAAAAUGAGAGAAAAGAAAAUGACAGGAACAGUAAAGAUAAAAUGGGACUAAAAAAACUGUUGGUGGACCAGAUGUUUAAAUACUUUGACAGCGAUAACAAUGGACUAGUGGAUAGUAAUGAAUUAUCUCAGGUAGUAAAACAGGAUGGGCUUUCCAAAGUACUGCAUGACUGUUCACUGUUUGACCUAAUUAAGUAUGAUGAUUACAAUGGUGAUAAACAUCUUGGUCUAGAUGAAUUCUACAGAGCAUUUCAAAUUGUUCAACUGAGCCUUCCCGAAGAUCAGCUCAUUAGAGUCACAACUGUAACUGUCGGACAAAGUGUUGUCUUAAUCUGCACCAUCCAAGGAAAUACAAGGCCUCCCAUUAUUUGGAAGCGUAACAAUGUGAUUCUCAACAAUUUGGAUUUAGAAGAUAUCAGUGAUUUUGGAGAUGAUGGAUCUUUAUAUAUUACCAAGGCUACCACAACUCACAUGGGAAAUUACAGUUGCCAUGCUGAUGGCUAUGAUAAGCUUUAUCAGAUUCAUAUUCUCCAAGUGAAUGUGCCACCUGUUAUUCGAGUCUAUCCAGAAAGUCAAGCCAGAGAACCAGGGGUGACUGCCAGCCUUAGAUGCCAUGCGGAUGGAAUACCCAAACCACAGCUCAGUUGGCUAAAGAAUGGAAUUGACAUGACUCCAAAAUUAUCCAAACAGCUAACAUUACAAGCAAAUGGCAGUGAAGUUCACAUUAGUAAUGUGCGCUAUGAAGACACUGGUGCCUACACAUGCAUUGCAAAGAAUGAAGCUGGCGUGGAUGAAGAUAUUUCUUCUCUGUUUGUGGAGGACUCUGCUAGAAAGACACUUUCCAAUAUAUUGUGGCGAAAAGAAGGUUUCGGGAUUGGAAACUUAUUUUAUGUAUUCAAUAGCGAUGGUAUCAAAGUGAUCCAGCCUAUAGAAUGUGAAUACCAGAGGCACAUUAAAGCCAGUGAAAAAAUCUUCGGUACACAGGGUGAAGUCUGUCCCAAACUUGAUGGGCAAGAAACUCAGAGAUGCCAAUGGGCAUCUGCAGUCAGUGUCAAAGACAAAUUUAUAUAUGCAUCUCAACCUCAUCUGAACAGGGUUCUUCUGGUUGAUGUACAAACACAAAAAGUUGUACAGACAGUAAGCACUGACCCUUUUCCUGUAAAACUGCACUAUGACAAGUCACAUGACCAGGUCUGGGUUCUGAGCUGGGGAAACAUGGAUAAAUCAUCUCCCACAUUGCAGGUUAUCACGCAAGCCAGUGGAAGCAUUUCCCAUCAUACCAUUCAUACUCAGCCAGUUGGAAGGCAGUUUGACAGAGUUGAUGAUUUUUUCAUUCCUGAUACCACACUUAUUAUCAGUCACAUCAGAUACGGAUUUAUUCUCCACAAAGAUGAGCCAGCUCUUCUAAAAAUAGAUUUGGAAACAAUGUCAUACAUCAAGACAUUCAGUUUGAAGGACUAUAACUGCAUUCCCCAGUCUCUUGCAUACACACCAUUUGGGGGUUAUUAUUUUAUCCACUGUAAACCUGAUAGCACUGGAGCUAUUGUACCUCAAGUCAUAGUGGACAGUGUGACCGAUACAGUAAUUGGAUAUAACAGAGAUGUCACUGGUGCCCCUUAUAUCUCUCCAGAUGGUCACUAUCUUGUCAGUAUUGAUGAUGUCAAAGGACUGAUGAGAGUUCAGCUCAUCUCAAUUCAAGGAGAAAUUCAGGAUUUAUUUGACAUUCACACUAAUUUGCAUAUAUCUGAUGUAGCUUUUCAAUCAUCAUUUCUAGAAGCUCACCAGUACAAUGUCUAUGCAAGCUCCAGUACCCAAACUGAUGUCCUCUAUGUUGAGCUGUCAUCUGGAAAGGUUAAAAUGGUGAAAAGCCUAAAAGAACCAUUGAAGUUAGAAGAGUGGCCUUGGAACUCUAAAAAUCGGAUUAUCCAGGAGAGCGGCCUCUUUGGACAAUACUUGAUGACACCUUCCAAGGAAUCUCUGUUUAUCUUAGAUGGACGACUCAACAAAUUAAACUGUGAGAUCACUGAAGUUGAGAAAGGAAACACAAUUGUUUGGGUUGGAGAACCAUAGAAACUGUAAUUAAAAUACAAUAAAGACAAACAUUUUUCUUUUCUUUUUUCCUUGUAAAUUUCUUUUUUUAGUGCUUUAAGCUUUAACCACUCAUGCAGUCUAAAUAAUUUUGCAACAAAUGGUAAUCUUCAUUAUAAAGAAUAAUAAAUAUGUUUCAUAAAAAAAGGGUUUCAUAACGAGUAGCUGGGAUUCAUACUGAAAAUGAAUAACUGCAGCAACUUUUUAUAGCUUUCAUAUAAUAACAUGUGAACAAAAAAUCAAGAAAAGAAAAUGAGCUACCAGACUUUAACUUUAAUUUCCUUUAUUAAACUACAGUAUAUGUUUGCAUUUGUUUGCUGAAAAGAGCAAAUAUGUCUGUCCUGAGGUCUUGAAACACUUUGUCAGUCUUGCCACCAGUUAAUUUGUGCCUUUGGUGGAAUAUUUUGUAUGAAACAUAAAAUUGGAAUAUGUUUAAUUCAGUAGCACUGGGACUAUUGAUUGCCGAGGGAAGAAGCAUUUCUAAUCUCUGUCAAGAUUUUGUACAAUUGUACAAUAUUUGUUAUAACUACUAUUUAAUUUACUGUAUUCUCUUCUGUUCAUCCUGUGAUGUUUGUUUAGAAUAUUUUCAUCUGCUUCUUGAGCAUUUUUUCAUUUAGAUCUAUGAGACAGGAUUUAUCACAGACAUUCACAUUUUUCUUCAGUACAAUAGCUUUCAGGUGAAAAACAAAAUAUGGUGUGUUUCAUACCAAAAAAAUAUUUUCAGCCAUCAGAGAUAUAAAUGAUUGUCCAUUAUUAAUCAGUCAAAUGUAUACAGCAUACAAAUACACUGAAAUUAUCUGCCACCUAAAAUACGACAAAAUCCAUGUUGUUAUUUUAUAUGUAGAAAUAUAAAAAUGGAACAUAUUCUCAUUGGCUCCACUGCUAAAAUAAUCAACUUUGUCUUGAGUUAGCUGAUAAGAUGAUGAACCAAGGCCCACAUUUGUUUUAAAUGUCAUGUUUUUUAAAUUUGAGCAGAAUUAAUUGUACAUUUCAAUCUAAACUAUCACCCACUUUGAAUGAAAUUACAUGUGAUGGUUUGCAAAAUGUGGUUCUUUAAUCAAUAAAUGGAGAUAAACCUAAAGCAGUAAAAAAUGAACACUUAGGAUAACCUUUUUAAAGAGUGCAUUAUUUCUGGCACGUGAUAUGAAAUAUACUGAUGUAGGGGAGGAAGCUGCAUUAAGUAGCUGAAAAUAGAAUGAUUACUGGUACGAACAUACGUGGCAUUUAGCAACAUUCAGGAUUAGCAACAUUUUUAUACCACUUAAUAUACCCUUUGUCAGUUUAAAUUUUAGAGAGUGUUUUGUGAUUAUAAACUGCUAAAUAAACUAGAAGGUAUGAAACUAGAUGAUAUAAUGUACAGAAUUCUUUAGAAUUAAGUACAAUAGAAAGAAGGUAAGCUAAAUUAGAAUUAAAAACAUGUAUCCUAUCCUGGUUCCCUUACAAGGAUCUCCAAUGCAAAAUAAAACUGUGUAAUAUUUGUUUUAAUUGUGUUACUUGACUAGUCUGUCACUUUUUCAUUGUUGUUCUACUACUGACACCAUGUUGAUGUUCUGUAUGUAGCAAAUGCUUGAAAGAGAAUAAACCCUUAUGUUUUAA
Molecule: messenger RNA, 4893 nt
Organism: Xenopus laevis (African clawed frog)
Lineage: Eukaryota; Metazoa; Chordata; Amphibia; Anura; Pipidae
Gene: fstl5.L
Product: follistati like 5 L homeolog
Exons: 16
Coding region: 736-3279 (847 amino acids)
Source: RefSeq, a predicted model, not a curated record